Molecule: messenger RNA, 602 nt
Organism: Gossypium arboreum
Lineage: Eukaryota; Viridiplantae; Streptophyta; Magnoliopsida; Malvales; Malvaceae
Product: protein RALF-like 33
Exons: 1
Coding region: 93-440 (115 amino acids)
Source: RefSeq, a predicted model, not a curated record
AAACAAGUUGCCGCACAAUCUCUCUUCUUGUCCCAACUUAAGCAAUUGCUUUAUAGAAAUAUAAACGACAGCCAAAACAAAACAUCAACAACAUGGCUAAUCCCUCUUGUUUUCUCCUGCCUGUUUCAUUGAUCUUUGUGGCUCUGAUCAUCGCCUUGCCGACCGUCGACGCAAGUGGCGAGCACCAUUUGAGCUGGAGUCCAAACAAGUCUGGCUGCCAGGGCUCAAUGUCCGAAUGCAUGGCUGAGGAUGAGUUUGACAUGGACUCCGAGAUCAACAGGCGCAUAUUGCAGACCAUGCAGUACAUUAGCUAUGGAGCUCUGCAGAGGAACACCGUGCCAUGCUCACAAAGGGGUGCAUCAUACUAUAAUUGUCAACCGGGAGCACAAGCUAACCCUUACAAUCGAGGCUGCAGUGCCAUUACUCGUUGCCGGAGUUAAGGUUUCCUGCUCUCCUCUUCUUCUUUCGGUGUCAUUCAUUUCUCUGUUUAUGUUGUUGAAGAAGUUCCCAUGUAAUUCUUUUGACCUUUAAUUUGCUGUUUUGGAAUUUGACCUUCAACUUUAAAUAAAAAGGAGGAACAUGAAGUUGUAUUCUUCUAACAA